CAGGUUUCGGCGUAUAUUCUGCUGGAAACCGUUCCAAUCAGGGUCAUCGAGAAACAACCGUCCGAUUCGAUUACCCGUGGCGGCGGUACACCAACCUCUCCGACCAGGGACACGUAUCCUUCCUGCGAUGUCUGGAAAUCCUGCUGAUGGAUCCUCUUCAUCCGCCCUGCCACACAUGGAAACGGGGGCUGCAAAGGAACAAGCUCUUCGCGAAUUCUCCCAAUAUCCAUUCACCUCCGACGAGGUCUUCCAGCAUGGUUUGAUUCAGAUCCUCGCCCAUUCUUCCACUCAAUCCACUUCGGAAGAGGAGAGAUCAGAACUUGCACUCAAGACACAAUUAUUUUACUUUAACCGACAAACGGGGCGCAAUCUUACACUCGAAGAUGUCAAAAGGUUUCCCUUAGCAACUUCCGACUUACAUCCCUCAGUAGAUCAAUCAGUGGAGUUGCUCGAAACCCAACCGUUGGACAAGUCGCCUCGUAUUCUCUCCUUCGCAGAGCUGAAAGACCUCAUUGAAUCUGGAAACACCGAGAAGAUCCCUCACAAUAAACACAUCCCCGAUCAAUUGAAUGAUUGUAUUCCCAGCCUGUCAAAUGCGUCGGUAAGGAAGAAACCCUGGGAAGCCGCUCGCUCACCAGUACAAUGAGGCCGUGAUAAGUACACAACUAAUGUACAGUUUUGGGGCGUCCUUGGAAUAUGCUUUUCUUCUACGUGCCGCGCAAAGAUAGUUAUAGACGUAACAAGAUUGACGCUGAUGCCAUCAUCUGGACACCACUUUGCUGGCAUCGUGUGCAUCCAUCACCAACCGCGAAUGGGUGUCGUACCUCCCAGACUAUAUUGAUGUACUGCAAUAAACUGAGUCUAGAACGCCACGUUGGCAUUUUUACAAAUCUUACGAUAGAGAUUCGAUUAAACCCCCUAAAAGCAAGGUUGUCAGCAGGUAUCUCACUUGUGCGUUACUCUCGGUCUG
Molecule: messenger RNA, 970 nt
Organism: Pisolithus orientalis
Lineage: Eukaryota; Fungi; Basidiomycota; Agaricomycetes; Boletales; Pisolithaceae
Exons: 6
Coding region: 128-646 (172 amino acids)
Source: RefSeq, a predicted model, not a curated record